Molecule: messenger RNA, 1256 nt
Organism: Hypoxylon trugodes
Lineage: Eukaryota; Fungi; Ascomycota; Sordariomycetes; Xylariales; Hypoxylaceae
Exons: 3
Coding region: 462-932 (156 amino acids)
Source: RefSeq, a predicted model, not a curated record
UCAGCACGCACCGAACCAAUCAACAUAAUAAUAUUAUCCUCAUUUACCCUAUCCGGACCACGUUUCAUACUCUUCCUGGUCUAGCACCAGCUCGUAUUUUCCCCAUAAGAGAUAAACCGGGAACGCGGUAAAAGGGAAAACUUCGCUUAAACCGGUAAUGAUCGCGGCGGUCUUGGCUCCAUAGAAGCUUCAUCGCUAACAUUGCGGCUUCAUGCGAUGACGUCGAUCGCGGACAUGGGAGCUAGUAUAGCUUGUUUCCUAUCACGAUGUCCUCAAUUCGAGGGAUGUCGGAAGAGUAUAAAGAAUCGUGAAUCCGUCACUACCUUCGAUUUGGAGUUUUCUUUUCCUCACCAGUCGACUCGGCAUUUCAUUCGCUAUACACUCUUCGCGCCAACCUCCCAAGAACUUCAAACCCGCCAGUUAUAGACACCUUUCGCUAAACUCCUAAAACAAUAAACAAGAUGCGUUUCACCGCCACCGCCGCCCUCGCCCUCUUCGGUGCCAGCGCUCUUGCUGCGCCGUCGGCCAUGCACGCCGCCCGCCAGGACAACGGGGAGGAUGUCUCCAUCACCGAAUUCGCCGUUCACAAGGCCGGUGUCACCGGCGCUUCAACCGGUACCGUCGACGGCGUCGGCUUCAAGCUAAGCGGCGAAAACGCCACGAACCUCGACUGCUCGGCCACCGCGUCGCAAGUCUCGGGUCUACCCACCGAUAUCAUCACCUGCGGCGACUCUAAGUACCGCUUCGAGCUCCUCGAGGGACCUGACUCGUCCACUUUCAGCCUGAAGGUGCACCAUGAGCUCGGUCAGGCUGUUGGUUUCUCCGGCCACGCCGACGUUCCCACCUACUGUCACUCCGGCGGUCUUGACAACCAGGUCUGCAGCCAAGUCAAGGACCCCCUUACCAUCCACAUCGACAGCCUCCCGCACUAAGCGCAUGUCGCAUUGGCCUAUCGAGGUUAGCAAUGUCUGCGGACAUUAGCCUUCCGACAGAAAUCUUCGGGUGUUCGUCCGAUCUGUAAAUAUCUACUUCGACAUAGCGAGCGUAUGAUUCAAAUACAUCUUGUUUUUAGUAAAUAUUGUGCCCCUGAACGCUAGUCAUUCGCAGCCCAAUGUGAUAUUGUUUCGUGACCCAUUGCCAUGGAUGGAUCUCUGUCAAGUAUCGUACUUCACGGGUUUUAUCUGGAGAAAUAGUUGUUAACUUUGCUUGAUGGGUAUCCUAAGGUACACUAUAAUGUAUUUAGAUGAGUAAUAUGU